AUGCCUAUUACAAAAGACUUUCUAAUUUGUUUUUGUUUAAGUAAUUCCCGCAAGAUAGUUUGUACUGAGGUGGGGAUGGUCAGCAGACGGGAUUUUGAACUCGUACAUAUUAGAAACGCUUGCCAUGAGGACGCCGAUAUGUUAGGGUUUUUUGUAACUUUUUUGGUCAAGGACAAGCAUAACUAUAAUAUAUACGAAGUUGUAACUAGCUUGCUGCUAGUAAUACGUCUCUGUGAGAUUCGAACUCACACUCUUCCAACCAAGACAGUAAUAAGCGAAAAACAAUAUAUGGUGUCAAGUACAAAGUUGUAUGGAGAACGAGUAACAUUGUUUCCAGCACAGAGUGAUGACUUAAAGGCGUUCAGUCAAAAACUCAUUGAACAAGCACAUCUUCGCGAAAACAGGAUCAGAACACCGAUCACGAGAGAGUGGAGGCUUGAAUAA
Phycomyces blakesleeanus NRRL 1555(-) is the source of this 444-nucleotide messenger RNA. RefSeq lists its product as hypothetical. The coding region runs from base 1 to 444 and encodes 147 amino acids. Lineage: Eukaryota; Fungi; Mucoromycota; Mucoromycetes; Mucorales; Phycomycetaceae. The transcript is spliced from 3 exons. The record is from RefSeq and is a predicted model, not a curated record.